AUGGCUUUAUGUGACUCAAACUAUUGCUUCAUAUGGAUUGAUAUUCGAGGUUUUGAUAUUCCUGAUCCCAGAUUUAUAACUAAUAAUGAAGAUAUUAGAGUUCCGUAUGUAAUCGUGGCAGACGAAGCAUUUGGUAUGUCAGAAAAUUUGAUGAGGCCUUAUGCUGGUAAAAUGCUAUCAUAUGAAAAAAAGAUAUUCAACUAUCGUUUAACCUUAGCACGCCGUUAUGUGGAAUACACAUUUGGAAUAAUGUGCAAUAAAUGGCGAAUACUACAUCAAGCACUUGAUAUAAAAAUUGAUUUUGCGGAAAACAUAGUUAAAGCCAUAUGUGUAUUGCAUAAUUAUGUCAGGAUAAGAGACGGCUUCAAGUACUAG
Molecule: messenger RNA, 375 nt
Organism: Diuraphis noxia (Russian wheat aphid)
Lineage: Eukaryota; Metazoa; Arthropoda; Insecta; Hemiptera; Aphididae
Source: RefSeq, a predicted model, not a curated record